AUGUGCAUGCUAGACCAUACUUAUCCUACCCGAUUGAGAGAACCUCGACAUGAUAUGAGCCAUCUAGACGGUACUCAUUCCAAUCGUCUGCGAAGACCUCGACUUGAUAUAUGCAACUUAGACCAUACUCAUCGCAACCGACUUAGAAGACCUCGUCUUGAUAUGAGCAAGCUAGACUAUACUCAUCCUAACCGACUGAGAAGUCCUCGACGUGAAAUGAGCAAGCUAGACCAUACUCAUUCCAACCGACUGAGAAGACCUUGA
This is a messenger RNA of Rodentolepis nana, 264 nucleotides long. The record is from the annotation of a GenBank genome assembly. NCBI's taxonomy places the organism in Eukaryota, Metazoa, Platyhelminthes, Cestoda, Cyclophyllidea, Hymenolepididae.